UCAUUGUUUGCAAGUUGUUCUUCAGACAGUUAUGUACGUAUAUGGGAUUGUGUGAAAAUGGAAGGCAAGAACAUUGCUAAUCGGUCUAAACAAGUAUAUAAUCAUCAAAACGGAGCGUUAUAUGGUAUGACAACAUGUAGAAACAAUCAGUCAUUAGCUACUGUUAGCCAUUCUGGUUCAGUAGUUGUACUGAAUUUAGAGUCAAAUAGUAAUAAGUUGGGUGUGAUGCAGAUAAAACAAUUAGAUUUGCAAGAAGACGGUUGUGCUGUUGAUAUAUCUUAUUUAGAUUCUGGAUCUCAAAUGGUACUUGUAUAUGCGACAGUGUAUGGCUCUCUUAUCGGAUGGGAUCUCCGUGCUCCAAAAUUAGCUUGGAAAGUUAAUAAUGAUAUAAAACAAGGCAUCAUAACUGCUAUGUGCUUGGAUACAAGACAAAGUUGCCUAACAUUAGGUACAAGUAGUGGUUAUCAUACAUGUUGGGAUUUGCGUUUUAGGUUACCAAUUGCUACCAUUGCUCAUUCCAAAGCUGUACGAGUGAGGAGGUUAAUAAAACAUCCAUCUGAACCAUCGUGGAUUAUCUCAGCCAUGCAAGAUAACAAUGAAGUUACAGUGUGGAAUUUGGAAAGUGGUUCAAAACAACAAACUCUUUGGGCUAGUAGUGCUCCGCCGCUGUCAAACAGUCAAACUAAUAACCACAGCGUGUGCGCAUUGUAUACAAUGAAUACAGAUCAUGGUCCAGAAUUGUUGACUGGUGGCACAGACCAGAGAGUACGGAAAUGGAACUUGAGAUCUCCGAGUGAUUCCUAUAUAGCUAUACCAGCUGCCAGUGAUGUUAUGGGUCAUUCAUUGUAUUGUUAUGAGUGUAGAUUAGUCGAUGGUACAAAUGUUGUGCAAGAGGUUUGCACAAAAUCUAGCAGUACAGCAAUGACAGGUGACGAGGAGCCACCAUGUGCCACUGACCAACCGGCACCAGGGCAUGUAGGGUCGAUACUGGAUAUCACAUCAUGUAUGGCGUCUCAAUGUUUUCUAGUCACUGCAUCUUGUGAUGGAAUAAUCAAAGUGUGGAAAUGAAACAGCAUUUUAAUUUUAAUACAUUUCAGUUAUUACUGAUUAUUGUUUUUUAUCGUUCCAAAUAUUAUGAUAUAAAUAUAAUGUGAUAGUGUAUGUAACUGUAUUAUUGGAGUUACACACGUUAAAAUGUUUGUAUAAUAAAGUUAUAUAUUUUU
Molecule: messenger RNA, 1223 nt
Organism: Acyrthosiphon pisum (pea aphid)
Lineage: Eukaryota; Metazoa; Arthropoda; Insecta; Hemiptera; Aphididae
Product: phosphoinositide 3-kinase regulatory subunit 4
Exons: 6
Coding region: 58-1068 (336 amino acids)
Biological process (GO): late endosome to vacuole transport; macroautophagy; protein targeting to vacuole
Cellular component (GO): phosphatidylinositol 3-kinase complex, class III, type I; late endosome; nucleus-vacuole junction
Molecular function (GO): protein serine/threonine kinase activity; protein binding
Source: RefSeq, a predicted model, not a curated record